Molecule: messenger RNA, 2630 nt
Organism: Eublepharis macularius
Lineage: Eukaryota; Metazoa; Chordata; Lepidosauria; Squamata; Eublepharidae
Product: PHD finger protein 23A-like
Exons: 6
Coding region: 202-1230 (342 amino acids)
Biological process (GO): mitotic chromosome condensation
Molecular function (GO): chromatin binding
Source: RefSeq, a predicted model, not a curated record
GGAGCCGGCGCCGGUUGCUGGAAGCGGGCUGGAGAACCGGAGCCGCCGCCGCCGCCAGCCAGCCAGCCAGCCAGCGGGACCUUCCCUCCCUCCGCCUCCCGCCUGACCGCUGCCUACCUUGCCGAGCCGGGCUCUCGCGGGCCGCCGCCGGGCACGGUGCGAGGGGAAGGCGCCUGGGUGUGGGAUCCGCGGCCCGAGGGGAUGAGCGGCCCGGAGGAGGAUGCAGGAGCGAGCCCCGUGCCCAGCCCGGGCUACCCCGCCUUCGACGAGCCACCACAGAAACGACAAAGAACGGUUGAAGACUUCAACCAAUUCUGCACCUUUGUGCUAGCCUAUGCAGGCUAUAUCCCAUACCCAAACGAGAAUGAGCCGUGGCCUCUUAGGGGCAACAUGAGCCCCCAGAACAGCACAGGAAGCACUCGAGAUAGUGACAGCUGGGCCUCAUCACAAUCCUGUGACUCCCAGGUGCUGUCUGAUGAUGGAGGAAGCAGGAACACUAAAUGCAAAGGGACUGGGGGGGACCUGUUCCUGAGCAGCUCCCACGUUUCCAGCAGCUUCUGCCCUACCCGGCCCCAUCAAGCUAAGAAGAAGAAGCAGUUGGCAAAAAAGCUCCUAUUGGACCACGACGCUGACAAGAGAGUGAUGCCAGGGAGCAUGAAGGACACCAAGCAGGAAAGGGUAGAGCCAGGAGGAGAGACUCAUGGGAAAGGAGAGGAGCUUGACUCCUGCCUCCCAAGGGAAGAACUGCAGGCCAGAUCCCUCUUGGAGCAAUACAUAAAGGAGGACAAAGGUUGGAUGUGUGAACAACAGUCAGCUGAAAAGCCAGUGACUGGAGCUCUUGGGCCUGAGGAACAGGGGACAUGCAAGGAGGGAAGAAUCAGCCUCGCCUGCUGGAGCGUGAGAGAGCAGAGCAGUGAGGAAGAGCUCAGUAGAGAUGGCCUCCAGCUCAACACAUCCUGUGAAGAGUUUGCUGCUCCUGCUCCCUCGGACAGCAAAGCGGAUGAGGAUGAUGCGUGGGAUCUGAUCACUUGCUUCUGCUUAAAGCCUUUUGCUGGGAGACCCAUGAUAGAGUGCAAUGAAUGCUUCACCUGGAUUCAUCUCUCCUGUGCCAAGAUACGUAAAUCCAAUGUGCCUGACAUUUUUAUCUGCCAGCGAUGCCGUGAUGCAAAGCAAGAGAUCCGUCGUUCCAACCGAGCCCGCACUGUGCCACGCAAGCGCUUUUGUGACUGACUCUGGCUUGAGGGGUGGCUGGGUUCCCUUUAAAGUCAAACUGGAUCCUAAAGAAGCAAGACAAUCAAAAUGCGGGAACUGAUCCCCGGGCAGGGGCAUGCUCCUACAAUGAAAGUGGGGGUCCCCCUAUGCUUUCAGACUGCAGGACAGUGAAAAGUAUCUCAAGGCUGGUGGGCGCUGUUCUCUUCUUGAAAGAGCUUGUAGGUGAUGCUGUUGAUCUCAGGGUUACACCGGAGUAGCAGGUGCAAAGGUGCCUGGCAGACACAAGUGACUGGUUUGGUGGAUUCCAGUGCACAAUGCACUACGUCAGCCAAAAAGCCUCUUUGCUAUUCUGCAGAUACAGCUUGGUGCCUUUCGUCAGUAAACUUAAGGGGGAUUAGCCCAGAUUUAGUCCUGGUGUGGUAUAGUCGCCACUUGAGUUUGGGUGGUUAUUACCCCAGUCAUCUUAGUGCUUUGACAAAGCCCGAACCAACCCUUAAAACGAGUCAGUUUUCAGCGCCAGAAACCACUCUCUGAGAUAAAGCACAGAGCUAAAGGCAGUUGGCCUUCCAAAGUACGAGGCGUGUCAGAAACAGCAGCUCCUGUUUCUUUACUCAUUGAAUGGCAGCCUUGGCCAACUGGCAUCCUACUUGGAGGUGGAGGUGAUCGCUUCUGGCAUGGCCCCAGUCCACUGAUUGGAGGGCAGAGGCGAGGUGACUGUCUGCUCGAUGUAAAUAUUUUGUACACAGAUUCUUAGAAAACGGCUAGCUAUAUUUCCACAUGUAUCCUCCUCCCAUUCUAGACUACCCGUUGCACUACUGUCUUAGUUGAAAGAAAAAAAACAGGCAGUGUGGGAGAAGACCAAAGCUAUUAGUGGAAGAGGUAAUGGUGACUUUGCAAGUACAAAGAGGGGUAGGGGAGGUAAGUAACCAUCUCCGUGGCAGUGAGCUGCACUGAAAAAAGCAGAUUGGGUCCUGCUUUUUUUUUUCUUCAACUUUCUUUCCCUGCUCAGGAUCUUCCACCUGGGUAGUAGAGGAGGAAUUGUAAAAGAAAAACCUGCUAUGCAAACCACUGCUCCUUGUUCUCUUUUGGAGAGAAGGCUACAAUCCAGCCCUCCAGACCUCUUCUUCGAUCCCGUGUGCCUUCUCUGUCCUGCAUUUCAUUCAAUAGCCAUGCUUGAAACAAAUCUCUUCUGCAAGAUGGCUACUUAAGAGGGACAGGCUGCCCAGUUGUCGCGCUGCAGGAAGGCUCUAAGGACUUGCCCCAUGGUUCAGUCGGUGUCCCCCUCCCCCCAAUGUUUACACUUUUCUAGUUUAUAUAGUCACUUUCUAUUAAAAGAUGUACGGUAGUAUAUGCUGGCCCUUGUCUCCUGUUGAAUGUCUGGAAUUAUAUGUAUAGAAUAAAAAUACUUUUAAUUAUAA